Alnus glutinosa is the source of this 1075-nucleotide messenger RNA. RefSeq names its product protein LURP-one-related 15-like. Bases 216 to 848 code for a protein of 210 amino acids. The transcript has 3 exons. The record is from RefSeq and is a predicted model, not a curated record. Lineage: Eukaryota; Viridiplantae; Streptophyta; Magnoliopsida; Fagales; Betulaceae.
AAUCAAAACCGUGUCCGUGUUCAUCCAAAUCAUCCGGUCUUCGAGAGAGGUUUGGAAAAUGUGAGGAAACUCACCCAGCAUGUCAAUGUAGAAUAUGGAUCAAGAGCCAUAUUCUACAUUAUUGAGCCACAUAUAUAAAAUAUAAAAGAGCCCCUCUCACCAAAGACUCAACAAGAUAGGCGUGUGUUAUUCAUUCCUCUUCCUCGUAAAUCGUCAUGGCUCUACAGGCUCCCACUCCGUCCCCAAGUGGCACACAGUUUGCCUCUCCUGUUCCUAUCAUCGGCCCUCAGUAUUGUGCUCCUUACCCGGUAGAUCUUGCAAUUGUCCGAAAGGUCCUCACCAUUUCCGACGGCAACUUCGUUGUCACAGACGUCAACGGCACCGUCGUUUUCAAAGUCAAAGGAAAAAUUCUAACCAUUCGUGACCGUCGAGUCCUACUUGAUGGUGCCGGAAAUCCCAUUGUCACUCUUCGACAGAAGAUCAUGAGUGCCCAUGAUAGAUGGCAAGUUUUUAGGGGUGAGAGCGUCAAGGAAAGUGAUCUAAUUUUUACCGUUAAGCGAAGUUCAAUCCUCCAAUUGAAGGCCAAAUUACAUGUGUUCUUGGCAAAUAACACAAAGGAAGAUGUUUGUGACUUCAAGGUUGAAGGAAGUUGGUUAGAAAGAUCAUGUGUCAUUUAUGCGGGAGAAUCUUCCUCAAUAAUUGCCCAGAUGCAUAAGAAGCUAACUGUCAAAAGUGUUUUGAUCGGAAAGGACAACUUCAGCGUGACGAUUUAUCCUAGCGUUGAUUAUGCAUUCAUAGUUGCGCUGGUGGUGAUUCUUGAUGGGAUUAACCACGAUGACGUUGAAUGAGACGAUUUGAAAUUGCAAGUAGCAGGAGGUUUUGAUGCGUGUUUGGCUUGGUCUACUCUGCUAUGUUCGCCACCAUUGCACUUAACCCAUUUUUACUUAAAUAAUGUGGUUGGUACUUAGUUGAAUAUCAUAAUAUAGUUAUCCUUCUUUUGUGAAAUAAGCAGGAGGUUUGCUGUAGAAAUUUUGAUUAACAUUUACAUUGGAGACUAGUGCUCCACUUGUUUUGA